Messenger RNA from Mytilus californianus (California mussel), 1106 nucleotides. RefSeq lists its product as uncharacterized. NCBI's taxonomy places the organism in Eukaryota, Metazoa, Mollusca, Bivalvia, Mytilida, Mytilidae. The record is from RefSeq and is a predicted model, not a curated record. Gene Ontology annotation, molecular function: oxidoreductase activity. The coding region runs from base 161 to 1015 and encodes 284 amino acids. The transcript is spliced from 7 exons.
AAAAGUAGAAUGUAAACAAACCGAGUCAUUCUACAGGGUGAGAUAACACGCUACACAAUAAUAAUAAUGCUUGCUUUUUCAGGACAUUAGAAAACUCUGUUUUGGAAGAUUCGCCGUUGAUAUGAAAAGUUACAACUAAUUCCACGGAUAGUAUAAUAUUAUGACGAAAAGAAUGGUAUCUAUAGCAACAGAUAUUACCUCUAGAUUGACGUUAAACGAUGGAGUAUGUAUGCCAAUGUUUGGUCUUGGGAUGUAUGAAGCAUCUUCCGGGAGCGGAGGAGUGGCAGAAAAAGCAGUCGAGUAUGCCUUAUCGAAAGGAUAUCACCUAAUAGAUACCGCAGAAUUUUAUGGGAAUGAAGCCGAUGUCGGAAUGGGUGUAAAGAAAUCCGGAUUAAAUCGAGAAGAUAUAUUCGUUGUCACCAAGUUGUGGGAUAAUGGAUUCAGUCGGUGUAAGAAAAUAUUCAACCGAAGCUUAAAAAUGCUUGAUUUACAGUACGUAGAUCUGUAUCUGAUACAUUCACCAAGUAGUGGUCAAGUAGUGGAAACAUACAAAGCCAUGUUGGAGUUAAAACAGAAAGGCCUUGUCAGAUCAGUAGGUGUUUCUAACUUUGGGGUUCAACAUUUGGAGGGUCUAGAAUCAGCUGGGCUUCCAACACCAUCAGUGAACCAGAUUGAACUGCAUCCAUGGCAACAGAAACCGGAAAUAGUGAAAUACUGUCGAGAUAAGGGAAUUACAGUAAUGGGAUAUUCUCCUCUGGUUAAAGGACAAAGAUUUGAUGAUCCUACUCUGGUGAAAAUUGCUAACAGGUACAAGAAAUCAGCAGCACAAAUCCUUAUUAGAUGGAGUAUACAACAUGGAUUUAUUACCAUACCAAAAUCUGGAAAAACAAAUCGAAUAGAUGAAAACAUGAAAGUGUUUGAUUGGGCUAUAGCGGAUGAAGAUAUGGCUGUCUUAAACAGUUUCCCUGACAAGUCAUGUACCUGGAAUCCUUGUAAAAUGCCUUGGACAGGCUAAAAAAGAUGUUAUUAAACUGAUAUUGUUUAAAGUAUAGUUUAAUAUGUAUAAUUUGUAAUUUUGAAUUUAGAGUUAAUAAACUACUAUUCAA